AUGGAUGUAGGACAACAGACAAAUGAUGAAAUGUUCAAAAUAGACGCCGCCACCCGCCAGGGGAACGCACGCCGUCGCCCGCCAGACCAGGGGACCGCCGCUGCCAGCCGGGGGAACGCACGCCGCCGCCCGCCAGGCCAGGGGAACACUGCCGCCAGACCGGGAACGCCGCCGCCAGACCGGGGAACGAAGACUCAAUAUUGUAAAAAGGACAAUACUACAAAAGGCGAUCUACUUUUUGAACGGAAUCCCAAUAAAAUACCAAUUCGACAGACUCUGAUGGCGCCGGAGGCUCGGGAGGACCCGGCCCAGGGUCCCGGGGCUGGACCAGGGCUGAUGGACGCUGCCCAGGUGAUCCUGAGGACGCUGGUGCACGCAGGGCCACGCAGGCUGACGGCCCCGGGGGCUGGUAGCUGUCCGGCAUGUAGGCUGAGGCAUGAGGCACGCAGGAUGCAGCGCCAGGGUGCUGUGACCUUUGAACACCUGGCUGUGAACUUCUCCCAGGAGGAGUGGGGGCUGCUUGAUGAGGCCCAGCGGCUCCUGUUCUGCGAUGUGAUGCUGGAGAACUUUGCGAACCUAACCUCCCUGGGUUCUUGGCAUGGAGCUGAGGAUAAAGAGGACUCUUCAAAGAGGUGCGCGGUGGGGAGAGACCAUAGGAGUGUGCAGAGUGCAGCAAGUCCUUCCGGUACAAGCGUCUGCUCAUCUAUCACGAGAGAGUUCACACUGGAGAAAGGCCUUACAAGUGUGAGGAGUGCAGGAAGGCUUUUAGAGAUUCAGCAUCAGAAAAUUCACACUGGAGAGAGGCCUUACGAGUGCAGCGAGUGUGGGAAGUGCUUUAAUCUUAGGUCUGACCUUAACAAGCACCAGAGAAGUCAUACUGGAGAAAGGCCUUUUGAAUGUAGUGAAUGUGGAAAAUUCUUUGACCGCCAGUCUCUCCUCCAUAAGCAUAGGAAAAUCCACUCCACUGCUACCCCAUACGAGUGCAGCAAAUGUGGAAAAUUCUUCAGUUACUGCUCCUACCUGAACAAUCACAGGAGGAUGAACGCAGGAACGGAGCUAUAUGAAUGCUGUGCGUGUGAAAAAUCCUUCCACCAGGGCUCCAGUCUCGUACAGCAUCAGAGAAUUCACAUUAGGUCCAAGGCCUACGAGUGUGGUGAGUGUGGGAAGUCGUUCAGUCGCAAAUCGCUGCUCAUUUACCCACCAGAGGAUUCACACCGGGGAGAGACCGUACCAGUGUGUGGAAUGUGA
Molecule: messenger RNA, 1248 nt
Organism: Elephantulus edwardii (Cape elephant shrew)
Lineage: Eukaryota; Metazoa; Chordata; Mammalia; Macroscelidea; Macroscelididae
Product: zinc finger protein 34-like
Exons: 3
Coding region: 1-1248 (415 amino acids)
Biological process (GO): negative regulation of transcription by RNA polymerase II
Molecular function (GO): DNA-binding transcription repressor activity, RNA polymerase II-specific
Source: RefSeq, a predicted model, not a curated record